Messenger RNA from Thalassophryne amazonica, 1889 nucleotides. Its product is annotated as tripartite motif-containing protein 35-like. The record is from RefSeq and is a predicted model, not a curated record. Gene Ontology annotation, molecular function: protein binding; zinc ion binding. Lineage: Eukaryota; Metazoa; Chordata; Actinopteri; Batrachoidiformes; Batrachoididae.
UGAUAUGAAGCCGCGGGGUGCUUGUGGACAGACUGCAGUAAUAAACAUAUCCUGCCUGUUCAACUCCGCCUUCUUUGGGUGACUCAGCACUCCAGGAAACAGGAACUGCAAAUAGAAGAAUCAUCUUGGCUGUUGAAUGUUGGAAAGUGAGCAGAAUGGCCGGCAGGCUGUCGCUCCCUGAGCUGGAUCUCUCCUGUUCCAUAUGCUGCGACAUCUUCAGAGACCCUGUGGUCCUGAAGUGCAGCCACAGCUUCUGUGCUGGCUGCCUGCAGCGCUACUGGGCUCAGCGCGGACGCAACCGCGACUGCCCGCUGUGCCGGAGCCGCUGUGUGGACGAGCCCGUCACCAGCCUCUCCUUGAGGAACCUGUGCCAGUUUUACCUGGAGGAGGGGGGCGAGGACCUGGGGGCCACCGGGGGAGAGGGAGAAGAGCUGCGCUGUGAGCCGGGGGAGGCCUGCUCCCUUCACGAGGAGAGGCUGAAGCUGUUCUGCCAGGUGGACCAGGAGCCCAUCUGUGUGGUUUGUCACACCUCCAGGAAGCACAAAGGCCACAGCUGCUGCCCCGUCAGCGAGGCCGCCGCAGGACUGAAGGAGAAGAUGAGGUCUGCCCUCAGCUCUUUGCAGGAGAAGAAGGAAUCUUUUGACAAAAUGAAGAAAAACUACGAGAAUGCUGCCGCAGAAAUUCAGGCGCAGGCACGACUGGUGGAAAGGAGAACCCGCGAGGAGUUUGAAAGACUCCACAGCUUCCUUCAGGCAGAGGAAGCGGCCAGAAUGGAGGCGCUGAGGGAGGAGGAGGAGCAGAAGAGCCGAGCGAUGAUGCAGAAGAUCGAAGAGAUAAACAGAAAUAUCGCCCGUGUGUCUGAAUCCAUCAGAACCGCGGAGGAGGAGAUGAAUUCCGAUGACAUUUUCCUGCUGCACAAAUGCAAGCAUGUCCUCUCGAGCAUCAGCUGUCCAGUCGAGGAUCCAGUUAUGGAUCCAGGAGCGCUUGUUGAUGUGGCCAAACACCUCGGAUCUCUCAGCUUCCACGUUUGGGAGAAGAUGCAUGACAUUGUCAAAUACACUCCGGUGACCCUGGACCCGAACACCGCCGCCCCGUGGCUCCGCCUGUCAGAUGACCUCACCAGCGUCAGCGACAACGACGACAAACAGAAGCUGCCGGACGUUCCCGAGCGGUUUGACCCUGAUACCGCCGUGCUGGGCCACCAGGGCUACACCUCAGGAAGACACGCCUGGGAGGUGGAUGUCGGCGAGAACACGGCGUGGGUUGUCGGCGUGGCUAAAGAGUCGGUCCAGAGGAAAGAAAAGCUGCCGUCUGUGCUGAAGAAUGGCUACCUGACUGUGUACUUUUACCACAAAAUGUACUUUGCAGGUACUUCUCCUUUGACCAGGCUUAACUUGAAGAAGAACCUGCAGAGAGUCCGCGUGCAGCUGGACUGUGAAAAGGGCCGGGUGUGUUUCUGGGACGCGCAGGAUAACGCCCACAUCUACACCUACAAACACGCCAUCGCUGAGAAAGUCUUUCCUUAUUUUGUGGGUUGUAAACAAAGUCCUUUGAAGAUCGAACCGCUGGAGGUUUCCGUCAGAGCUGUCGAGCAUCAAUGAGAAUACAUUCAUGGUUUGUCCUGCUUCAGAGCUUUUUAAUUUUCACAUCUCUGCAACCUUUCUGCUCCUUCCUCAGUCAAUAACACGGAUAUAUGUUAAAAAAAAAAAAAAAAAAUUAUAACUGCACAGAAUGAGUUGACUUUGUGGCUGAAGGCAAAUUAAAGGAUUUACGUUUGAAUAUUUGCAAGUCAAAUGAAAACUGUAAUUUGCAAACUGCAUGCAAAAUGUGCAUUAUUUACCAGUCAGUGAUUCUUGUUGUAUUAUGUAAACACUAAAUAUACUUUAUGU